AUGACCGGUCGCGGAGGCGGUGGUGGUCGCAGGGUGCUCCUACCCCCCAUCAACUUCAUCUUCAAGCUCCUGCAGCAGCAAGCCACGGUGCAGGUCUGGCUGUAUGAGCAGCUUUCAAUCCGGAUUGAGGGCAAGAUUAGGGGCUUUGACGAGUUCAUGAAUCUCGUCAUCGAUAACGCUGUCGAGGUCAAGCAGAUUACGAAGACAAACAAGGAGGAGACUAGGCGCUCACUGGGACAAAUUCUCCUGAAGGGCGACAAUGUGUCGUUGAUCCAAAGCUUGUAG
Molecule: messenger RNA, 285 nt
Organism: Verticillium nonalfalfae
Lineage: Eukaryota; Fungi; Ascomycota; Sordariomycetes; Glomerellales; Plectosphaerellaceae
Gene: SME1
Product: mRNA splicing protein sme1
Exons: 3
Coding region: 1-285 (94 amino acids)
Biological process (GO): spliceosomal snRNP assembly; mRNA splicing, via spliceosome
Cellular component (GO): U4 snRNP; U5 snRNP; U2 snRNP
Molecular function (GO): RNA binding
Source: RefSeq, a predicted model, not a curated record